CUUUGCUGCCGUCGCUCUCCAACACCAGUGCCAUUUCUAGCUUGCCGAGCUCAAGCCAAAGGAGAUGGGGGGUAAAUAAAGAGGUCUCUAUACCAUGGCUGGUACACAGCAGACUGCCCGCAAAUCAACCAGUGGUAAAGCACCAAGUAAGCAACUGGCUACAAAAGCCGCUCGCAAGAGUGCACCCUCUACUGGAGGGAUGAAGAAACCUCAUCAUUACAGGCCUGGUACCGUGGCACUUCACGAAAUUAGACAUUAUCAGAAGUCCACUGAACUUCUGAUUCGCAAACUUCCCUUCCAGCGACUGGUGUGGGAAAUUGCUCAGGACUUAAAAACAGAUCUGCGCUUCCAGAGUGCAGCUAUUGGUGCUUUGCAGGAGGCAAGUGAGGCCUAUCUGGUUGGCCUUUUUGAAGACACCAACUUACGUGCUAUCCAUGCCCAAUGUAUAACAAUUAUGCCAAAAGACAUCCAGCUAGCAUGCCGCAUACGUGGAGAACGUGCUUAAGAAUCCACUAUGAUGGGAAAUAUUUCAUUCUUUAAAAAAAAAA
Molecule: messenger RNA, 548 nt
Organism: Vicugna pacos (alpaca)
Lineage: Eukaryota; Metazoa; Chordata; Mammalia; Artiodactyla; Camelidae
Product: histone H3.3A-like
Cellular component (GO): nucleosome
Molecular function (GO): DNA binding; protein heterodimerization activity; structural constituent of chromatin
Source: RefSeq, a predicted model, not a curated record